Ornithodoros turicata is the source of this 1283-nucleotide messenger RNA. Its product is annotated as glutathione S-transferase 2-like. The transcript has 2 exons. Bases 56 to 1156 code for a protein of 366 amino acids. NCBI's taxonomy places the organism in Eukaryota, Metazoa, Arthropoda, Arachnida, Ixodida, Argasidae. Gene Ontology annotation, molecular function: glutathione transferase activity. Gene Ontology annotation, biological process: glutathione metabolic process. The record is from RefSeq and is a predicted model, not a curated record.
UGCGCUUAGAACACUGAAUCUCCAGCACUGAAGACACGACCAAGUCGGCUCCACAAUGAGCAACAUUAAAUUUGCGCUGCCCAAAUCUGACGACGAAACUAAACCUCCUCAGAAACAAGCUGAAUCCACUCCUGCUACUGAUGCUAAAGCCUCGGAAAAGGGAGCGCCAUCUAGUCCAACAGCAGCAGCUCCCAGCACUGCGGUACCGCCAACCGGUAGCAGUAAUCCCCCGCCUCCAGUUUGCGACCCUUCAGCUCCAUUCUGCAGCAUUGCUCCCUCAACCAGCGACACUGAACCUACGGCGACUUCCGUUUCGACGACGAUCCGACUAACUACCUCUUCAGCUCCAGCUAGCCGUGCACCGUCUGUAGAGUCUGCAGCCUUUGCCCCGCGCACCGCCGUUCCUGCUGUUAAACCUCCCUCUAUAGAGUCUGGAUCCUUUGUCCCGCUCUCCAGCAUUCCCGCUGACAAACCUCUUUUGGGCUACUGGAACAUCCGAGGCCUCGCCGAGCCCGUUCGAUAUAUCCUCAGGUACAAAGGGGUCGAUUUCGAGGACAGACGCUACAACUUUGGACCACCUCCUGCGUACGAUUUCAGCGAGUGGGCAGACAACAAGGCUGCCCUGAACCUCAGCUUUCCGGGCCUGCCCUAUUAUAUUGAAGGAGACGUCAAGCUCACUCAAAGCCUGGCUAUUAUGCGGUACCUGGCAAGAAAGCACGGCUUAGAUGCAGCGAACGAAGUACAGAAACGGGAAUUGGAUCUAAUGGAACAGCAGGUAUGUGAACUGCGCUGGGGCCUCGGACGCGUCAUCUUCAGCCUCGACUUCGACCUGUCCCAGAAGAAAUACAUGGCCCUCCUGCCACAGACGUUGGAACCCUACGCCAAAUACUUCACCGACAAGAAAUGGGUCCUGGGCGAGCGGAUUUCUUACGUGGACUUCAUGAUGUACGAGACGCUGGACUGGAUCCGGAUCUUCUCCGAGAACGGCUUCAGGGACAUGGCACCGUUAAUCGCCUACUGCGAUCGCUUCGAGACCCUGCCUACCAUCCGAGGCUACAGGUCUUCCAACGGCUUCGUCAAUUGGCCCAUUUUUGGACCGCUCGCUAAGUGGGGAUUUAGGAAGAAGAACAGGGAAGAGAUUAGGUUCACCAAGUGACUGCGGGGAAAGGAAAGGGGCACAUACGUGCGCGUUUGUUGGAGUCUCUAUAAUAGGACAUUAUAAUUGGAUUACAUCGACGACAACACAAGAUGUGGUAAAUUAUUAAAAAUGCCUAUAUAAUUGA